AUGGCUACCAACAACGUCAGCAAGAGCGACACUGUCGGUCGAGAGGAGUUGAUGGAUGCCAUGCACCAGCUCCGGCAGGUUCAGACACAGCUUCUCGCCGGCCUCGAGGCUCUUGAGCAAGACCGACCUGGCACAGGCAUGGGUGCCCCUUCGAUUCCCGGCGGGAGCAGCACGACGCCGAAUGCUUCCACCCAAAGCCCCCAACUGUUGCCCGCUGACUCGGCAUCAGAGCAGCAGACGGAGAGCUCCUCUCCUCCUGCUCAGAAGUCGGGAUUCACUUCCCGCAUCAUCCUGACGUGGGUUGAUUUCGCGCCAGUCACCAGCAUCGUUGCCGCUGAUACUGACCCUUGGUGCAGGACUUAUCCAAAGCAAAUCGGCAUCAACCCGUUGCCUAUGAACUGGGGGGCAGGCGACCCUCAGGCACGCGGGCCAAUCGUUGUGAGCAGGUCAUCGUCGACGAUCCGUAGGCGUAAUGCUAUUGGAGCGGCUUUUAAAGCACAUGGCGGUUCCUACUCCAUCUAUUAUGCCCUUGCUCUGGCCAGCAAGGAGCUCGACGCCGACCAUAGACCGGACUUCACCAACACGGAGCCGAUUGUGGACAUCGGCCCCUUUCCUACUUGGCACGACAAGAAGAAGAUCGUGGCCAUGGAUCCUUAUGGCCAUCUUGCGCCGUGGCUGUUCAAGGAUAUAAUCAACAAAGAGAACGUUGAUAUUCGCCCUACCAUUGCCAUUACCAAAGCACACAUGAAGCUGCCUGAGCUUGAGGAGAGUGUCCGAAGUGGAAGACUUAAGCCGGACGGUAAAAUAUGCCUGAACAACCAAGGCGAGCUCGCUGUCACCAAGUUCGCAGUCGAACCAGUCUGGUAUCUGCCAGGUGUUGCAGAGAGGUUCGGUAUUGACGAAGGAACACUGCGGCGAUCGCUCUUCGAACACACUGGAGGAAGUUACCCUGAGCUCAUCACUCGUGGUGAUAUCAAGCUCUUCCUUCCACCCAUUGGAGGAUUGACCGUGUACUGUUUCGGUGAUCCGGCAAAGAUGUCGGACCCAAGCUCCAAACUUGCACUCCGUAUUCACGACGAGUGUAAUGGCAGCGACGUCUUUGGCUCCGAUAUUUGCACUUGCCGGCCAUAUCUAAUCUUCGGCAUCGAAGAAGCCGUGAAAGAAGCCCAGAAUGGGGGCAGUGGUGUGGUCAUCUACUUCCGCAAGGAAGGUCGGGCUCUCGGCGAGGUUACCAAGUACCUUGUCUACAACGCAAGAAAGAGGGGUGAGGAUCGCGCCUCGGACUACUUCAAGCGAACAGAGAACAUUGCAGGCGUCAAAGAUAUGCGUUUCCAGGCCCUUAUGCCGGACAUCCUACACUGGCUGGGUAUUACCAAGAUUGACAGGAUGCUCAGCAUGAGCAACAUGAAACACGACGCCAUUGUCGGACAAGGUAUCCCUAUCCACGAGCGUGUCGAGCUCCCCGAGUCCUGGAUCCCCGCAGACUCGAGGGUCGAGAUUGACGCCAAGAUCACUGCCGAGCUGAUGCCGCUCGCUAGGAUACUUCACCACCGGUCAUCGAAUGACAACCGAAGAGCUCGCAGCUGUUCAGGGGAGACUUUGGGAAGACGUCGACCACUGAGGGCCGUCCCGUUAUACCUAGGCCAGGAAGGCCAACUGCCAGGUGCAUGUCACAUGGCUCACCCUCCUCCUACAUUAGGCACUGUCAUCCCACUCAUGCAUGCACCACCACUCUCCUGA
This is a messenger RNA of Thyridium curvatum, 1740 nucleotides long. RefSeq lists its product as uncharacterized. Gene Ontology annotation, biological process: riboflavin biosynthetic process. Gene Ontology annotation, molecular function: GTP cyclohydrolase II activity. The coding region runs from base 1 to 1740 and encodes 579 amino acids. The record is from RefSeq and is a predicted model, not a curated record. The transcript has 18 exons. Lineage: Eukaryota; Fungi; Ascomycota; Sordariomycetes; Thyridiales; Thyridiaceae.